Molecule: messenger RNA, 1368 nt
Organism: Paramecium pentaurelia
Lineage: Eukaryota; Ciliophora; Oligohymenophorea; Peniculida; Parameciidae
Source: the annotation of a GenBank genome assembly
AAUGCUUCGUACAAAUAUGUCAAUAGUUAAUCUUAAUCAUUAAUAGAGUUCAAGCUCUCUAUUAUAAGCCUUAGUUAAUUAGAGGCCAAAAUCAUCAUAAAAAUCGCAUUCACAAAAAAGAGUACCUUCUGCGAAAUCUAGUAAAACCAGCCAAAUUGGCUAACCAAGUUAUAAGGUACUUUUCAAUUUUAAUAAAAUUUAGUUGGUCACAUCUUCUCUAUGUUAACCUAUACCAAAUUUAAAACAAGAAGUAUCUUAACGAACAAAUGAGACCUUAAAGCCAACGUAAAAUUUCUUAUGAUUUAUAGUGAUAAUUCUACAACUGAGCCCCUAUAAUCUUAAAGAAUUUAAGAGUAAUAAAGUGAAAAGAAAACAAAUAAAAAAACAUCCUUAAUAUAAAGAACAAUAUUUGGGUAGAGUGCUGCAUCUUUGGGAAUAAAAUAAAAGACAGUUAAAUUAACAAGAGAAUCUAGAAGUAAUAGCAAAAAAGAAGUGCAAUAAUCAAUAAUUGAAGAAUCAACAUAAUAAUAGUAAGUUACGAAGGAAAUAGAAAAUGCUGAGGCUACUUAAAAAUUAGAAUAAUUGAUCUCAAAAUACAAAAAUACCUCUUUUUUUAAUUAAAGUUCACAAUAGAAUUAAUAUCAAGCAUAACUAGUAAGUCCAUAAAUAGUUCUAAGUGUUUCUUAACCUAAAGAAAAUUAAUCUCUUUAAACCACUUAAUAAACCUUAUUAUCAUAAGCAUCUUUAGCAGUCUUGUCAGAGUAAGAUUAGAAUUUAAAUACAGCUUUUUCAUAAUCAACUAAUUUAUAAGUUAAUUAAACUUAAAUAAACAAGUAUGUAACAAGAAUCUCAAGAGGGGCAAAUUUUAUUCCAUAAAAAUAGAAUUCUAAUUCAGUUAAUACUUCAGUAAAUACUAAACCAACAAGAAAAAGAAUGAAUUCGCCAUUACAUGGUUAAAGAAGGUCUAAAGAAAAUUCUAUUGUUACAGAAUCAUUAGUGAGUCAUAGAGAAUCAAAAUCUAAACUAAGAAAUUUGUCAGGAGAUAGAAAAUUUACACCUGCUCAAAAGGUAAACUUAGGACCAUAAGUACCUUUUUAAGNCUAUUAUUGCAUUCUAAUAUUUAUAUUAUAUUAAUUAUAUUUAUGUUUUAUUUAUAAUUUAUCUUUUAAACUCUUUUCACCAGUUAUUAUUGCUGCUUUUAAGUACACAACAAUGUUUCUUAUCUAAUUUCAAAAAAAAAAUUCAUUAUUAGCUCACUUUAGAAAAUAAAGGAGUAUCGUUUUUAGAUAAAUAAAAUUCUUAUAAAAGUCAAUUUAUAAACUAAAAGAUGAGAAAGCUCUUUGUUUUAAUUUUAAUUAAUGUUUUUGA